Molecule: messenger RNA, 3117 nt
Organism: Aspergillus saccharolyticus JOP 1030-1
Lineage: Eukaryota; Fungi; Ascomycota; Eurotiomycetes; Eurotiales; Aspergillaceae
Exons: 2
Coding region: 1-3117 (1038 amino acids)
Biological process (GO): regulation of mitotic cytokinesis
Molecular function (GO): GTPase activator activity
Source: RefSeq, a predicted model, not a curated record
AUGGAGCAUGUAUCAACGCUAUGUGCCAUUAGCACUCUCGGUAUCGCAGCGACCGGUUUCGCGUUUGGUCGCGUGGAUCGAAGCCCAUCCAAGCCCAGCAGGUCCCGAAAGAGGGACGUCCCGCUCCAUGAUCAAUAUGCGGCGGCAACAGACAUACCGGUUUCUCCAAUCUCAAAUUGGAUACGCCCGGCAUUGCACAGGCCAUUGGCGACUGCAGCUGCGGAGCCCCCUCUCGAAGCAGAAGUUUCGAAAGGAGGGCAGGAUGAACUCUCAAACACAACACAACCGGAGGUAUCGAAACAUUCGAGGAAGCCGUCAUUCGCAGGUAUCAGACUGCGGCGUCGUGGACAAACGUUGGCUGGCCCCCCACUAUUAGCGAACGGUAGCCCAUCUACCGCCUCGCAGUCUAUUCGGCGGCCAUCAUCCUCCUGGGUGCGACGGUUUUCAUUCCAGCCAGAAAAGCGUAGCUCAUGCCAAUCGCAUAUUUGUGUAUCACCCAAUGGGCCAUCUAGUCCGGUCAGUCCCCGGGCAUCUACGCAGCGCAUGUUUCAUAAACUGGUCAGGCGGCCUUUGUCGCAGCAUGCCGACAUCGAACCGUCGUUGGCCACCGCGCCAUCAACUCCGGUAACUGUCUGUUUCCACAGGCCUGCUACCAGCUAUCAGCAAGUGGAAAAGGUUGGUCAUAAGGCGACACACAGCCUGAAUCUUGAAUCGAACUUGGUCAUGUGCUCUCCAAUCAUCUCUGAAAAUGCAAUUGCGCCCUCUGAGGUUCAUGCGUGGCGACCCUACAUAAGUGCUACCCUGGAUGGACUGUCGGAAAGAGUAGCUCGCAGGUUCUCCACAGCGACAAAGCCAAGAGAUCAAGGACUGCGACGAAUAGUACCGGAUAGUGACUAUGUCCCAGCGCUAAUCUUGGCUACCUCUAUCACAGCGAGGCAACCUGCAACGACCAGUAGCCCAAUUGCAUCAAACCCUGGCUCACCAGUUCGGUUUCGUGACCCAUUCAACUCUGCUAAUAGUGCUGCCCAAUCGCCUGAAGAUCACAUACCACCAGAAAGGGCAGAUUGUGGCUCAGUUUCUCUUGCUUUGGACACAGAUCCUCGAGGCCUCUCGACAUCUUCCAUUUUCGCAUUCAACUUCAAAAGCACUGACCACAGGUCAGGGGUCUUUUCGAAAAGACGGGCGAUCUCGACGCCCCUUCCUUUUGGUAUGAACACGGAAGGAACUAUCCUACUGUCUAACAAACGCCGCGGGAGGCGUAACAUCACGGACCCGGCGGUUUUCAGCCGCCCGUCGCCGACUCCGCAAACAGCGAUUCCCAUGUCGUUGAUGACAAACAUGUUAGGGACACGACACAGGGCCCUACCAUCAUAUUUUCCAGAUUUUAGAUUCGACAUGACUCAUCUCCAGGAUGUCGGUGCACGCCCUCUUACGUCAGACGCUGUUCCACUAUCCAGAUUCCAGCAUUCAAUUCGUCAGCGGCCCAAGCGACAUUCCAUAGCUACAUCAGAGCUCGCUUCCACGAUACUCGGAUCUGAUGAAACGAAUGUUUUCACCUCUGGUGACGAGGAUGAAACAGACUUCCUAAGCGAUACGGCUUUUGACUCAAUCCGGACACAUGUGACCACCAACAGCAACCAGGCUCUUUAUGCGCCUCGAAUUGAAACCAUUUUCGACGCCCCUUCAGUAGGUUCGAGAGGGGGGAACACCCUGAAGAGUGCGCGGUCAGACAUAUGUCCUUCUAGCGUGUUGCAUUAUCUGUCUGGACCCGACUGUGACUUGGACGCGGCGCCCAACAACAUGCCAUCCCCAGUCCCCACCGUGCCGCGAGACCUCCACGAAGAUGAAAGCAAUAUAUCCUUUCCGUCUGAUCUCACGGACGAUGAAGAUGCGCGCAGCUUAUUGGCAGCGCUGCCGAGUGAAACCGUUGGACCCGUUUGCCAGGCAAGAACGAGUUUGAACAAUCAGUAUCAUCUGAAUAACAUUCAUCUCGCAAGGACCUCAACUACUACUGUCCAAUUAGAGCCGCCGGUGCUAUCGGGUUCUCGCAGCCUCCACCACGAGGUCUUCGACACUUCCCUGAAGAUGAACAUCUUUGACUGGUCUGAGCAGCCUAAAAGCGACCGUGAGGGUACCGGAACAGACGGGCGUCCUCGGACGGUUCACGGAAAACAUACGCCUGGCUCCCGUGGCAGCCGCGCACACGGAAGGAAAGCUCCGAGCACGUUACACCUUCGGAGUCAGAGCGUUCCCGUAACCAGAGAACCGACAAGCAAUAGCGAACAGCGCCAGGCAUCUGGUAGCAAAUUCGGGACUUGGGGUCUGGGAACUAAAGGUGUCAGUGAAGACUGGGAUAGCGAUUUCGAUUUCGAAGAUUCUGAGGAGGUUUCAGCCACCGAGCCUAUUGAAUCGAGCAAGAACAUUCCUCGGCGCAGCAUGGUUGUUCCUCCAGCCAUACUGGAACGUCAAGCUAGCCUCCAUGGACAGUUCGGACAGGUCCAGGAACUGACAAUGCUGGUUGAAGAACUUAAGCGCCUUCGGCACCAAGGAAGUUUCCUGAACCUCGUUCGAGGUCCAUCUUGUGAGCUCUGGAAGGAGGCAGAAGGUAUCGUGAAUCUAGCUACGCUGGAUGACGAUGACCGCAAUGACUCCCCGCCUGGGUCGCCGUCAUCACUCACUUUCAGCUUCGACGAAUCAGAAGGCGAUCCUUCGAAUUCCAAUGACCCGUGGAAACCAGUCAGUGGAGGUUCUUGGGGGUUAUCAUUUUCGGAUAACACAAAGACUCGCCCUACUACUGCUCCUAGUCAGGAUUGCAGAGAUGCUCCCACAAAACGGAACUCUGUGCUGGAUCUAAUCUAUCAACAGCGCAAUGCAAACGGAUCUCCACACACCAACCCCCAUCUUUCACGCUGCAAGAAACUCCCAUUUGAUACACAGUCUCUUCGCGACCUCGUUGUACGCGCUGGUGUUGUUACGCGUGCACUGAAAGAGGAAAUCCGCAGAGCCGAUGGUGUCACCACCGAGCCUAGUGACGAAUAUCCGUCAGAUCCUCCAUUCAGUAGGAUGUUUAAUCGAACAUACAAUGGCAAUGCAACCCUCCGGACACCCUCUGGAUGA